AUGUCCGAUCCUCUACUCGUCCAGCGCUCCUCCUCUGAGCAUUCGUCGAUACGAACAGGCGAGGCUGACGCUCUCUUAACUGGUGAACGGACGUACCGCGAUGAAGAAAGGAGUCGCUCCUCCAUAUGGCGUGAGCUUGGGCUCUUUGCCUGGGCUCUCUUCGCUACCGUCACUGUCAUCAUCCUCGCAGUUCUCUACCAACACCAAGUACAAAAGAACGCAUCAGGCCCAGGGAAAUUGGGCCCUGGAGAGAAGCCUACGGGGAAGAGGAAUCUGAUAUUCAUGGUAUCUGAUGGGAUGGGCCCGGCAAGUUUAUCGCUGACUCGAAAUUUCCGACAAUUCGAGAGCCACCUGCCUGUCGAUGAUAUCCUCGUCCUAGAUAAGCACCAUAUCGGAACCUCGAGAACUAGAUCCUCAUCUAGCUUAAUUACCGACUCUGCGGCUGGCGCAACUGCAUUUUCCUGUGCGAAGAAGAGCUAUAAUGGCGCCAUCUCUGUUCUUCCGGAUCAUACUCCGUGUGGUACGGUUCUUGAGGCCGCAAAACAAGCUGGUUAUAUGACUGGUCUAGUCGUAACAACUCGAAUUACUGACGCUACACCAGCUUGCUUUGCUUCUCAUGCUAACAUGCGGUCCUACGAAGAUCUUAUUGCCUUGCAUGAGAUUGGAGAAUAUCCUCUUGGUCGAAUGGUUGACCUAAUGAUUGGGGGUGGACGUUGUCAUUUCUUGGCAAAUUCCACCAAGGGGAGCUGCCGUGCAGAUGACAUAGACGUGGUGAAGCUAGCUAAAGCUAAGGGAUUCUCAUAUAUCGAUGAUUGGAUGGGAUUUGACCAUCUUAAAAUGGGCGAAAAUGUUGAUCUCCCGCUUCUUGGCCUUCUGGCACCAAAGGACAUUCCCUAUGAAAUAGACCGCCGCCUGCUGAACAAUGUGUACCCAUCUCUAGAGGAGAUGACACGUAUGGCUCUAAAGGCACUAAGCAAAGCUACCGAAGAUAGCGACAAAGGUUUCUUCAUCAUGAUAGAGGGUUCAAGGAUAGACCAUGCAGGCCAUGGAAAUGAUCCAGCAGCCCAAGUCCACGAAGUUCUCGCUUAUGAUAAAGCGUUCUCCGCAGUUCUGGAGUUUCUUAAGAAAGAUUCUACCCCCGGAAUCCUCGUUGCCACGUCAGACCACGAGACUGGCGGGUUGUCUAUCGCUAGACAACUCCACCCCUCUCAGUAUCCAACAUAUCUCUGGUAUCCUGGAGUGCUCGCAAACGCCAGCCAUUCCUCUGAGUUUCUUAGGAAUACCUUAAAUGCCUAUCUCGACGGCACUGGCAAAGGUGCAAGCGGCCCAGAGCGUCAAGAAUAUGUCCGCAAAAAGCUGCUGGCUGAUGGAUUAGGCAUCCAUGACGCAACGGACUUAGAGGUUGAUAAACUGAUAAGCGGUGGUGGUGCUUAUGCUUUUGCAGACAUGAUUAGUCGACGAGCCCAAAUUGGCUGGUCCACGCAUGGACAUUCUGCUGUCGAUGUGAACAUCUACGCCUCCUCUCCUAACGAUGCCCUCUCCCUAAUGGGGAACCAUGAAAAUACUGAAAUUGGCUCAUUCCUCGCGGACUAUCUCAAUAUUGACCUGGAGAGCGUUACCAAGCAGCUGCAAACCACACGUUCGUUUUCAUAUGACACCGAUGAUGGCAGUGUUAAGCCAUAUGCUUGGAUGGGCCCACCACUCGACGAUGGCGUAGUCGUUGAUAAACUCGACACUUACCAUGGCGAUUUCAAACGAAAGAAGCGUGAUGGACUUCGUCAAUCCUAUUGUUCUUGA
This is a messenger RNA of Paracoccidioides brasiliensis Pb18, 1797 nucleotides long. RefSeq names its product alkaline phosphatase PHO8. The coding region runs from base 1 to 1797 and encodes 598 amino acids. Gene Ontology annotation, biological process: dephosphorylation. Gene Ontology annotation, molecular function: alkaline phosphatase activity. Gene Ontology annotation, cellular component: fungal-type vacuole membrane. The record is from RefSeq and is a predicted model, not a curated record. The transcript has 2 exons.